CGUCUGCCUGUCCACCAUCGUCUCUCUUCCUGUCUCCCCCCUCCCGCCUCUCUCCCUCCGUCCGUCCAUCUCUCUGCCUUCCCUCUGACUCUCCGUCUCUCUCGCUGGCUGCGUCCAUCCCUUCCUCCUUCGCUCUGUCCCCGUAUCCGUCCCUGGGUCCCUGUGGGUGUCUCUCUGUGGGGGUCUCUGAGGGAUCUCCCUGCCGGAGGGUCCCGGCGGCGGCCGAUGCUGGAGCCGAGCGCGCCUUGGGCAGACAUGGCCACCCUGACCGUGGUCCGGCCGCUCAGCCUGGACAGAGAUGUCGCAAGAGCAAUUGAACUACUGGAGAAAUUACAAGCAUCUGGAGAAGUACCAGUACACAAGCUGGAAUCCCUCAAAAAAGUACUGCAGAGUGAGUUUUGUACUGCUAUUCGAGAGGUCUAUCAAUAUAUGCAUGAAACCAUUGCGGUUAAUGGCUGUCCUGAAUUCCAUGCAAGGGCCACUGCCAAGGCGACGGUGGCAGCUUUUGCAGCCAGCGAAGGUCAUUCCCACCCUAGAGUGGUGGAACUGCCGAAGACGGAUGAAGGCCUUGGCUUCAACGUGAUGGGAGGAAAGGAGCAGAACUCCCCAAUUUACAUUUCUCGCAUCAUCCCGGGAGGAGUGGCGGAAAGACAUGGCGGCCUGAAGAGAGGGGACCAGCUGCUUUCGGUUAAUGGCGUGAGUGUGGAAGGAGAGCAUCAUGAGAAGGCAGUGGAAUUGCUUAAAGCUGCUAAGGAAAGUGUAAAGUUGGUUGUGCGCUACACCCCUAAAGUCCUGGAAGAAAUGGAGGCUCGUUUUGAAAAACUACGGACAGCUCGACGCCGCCAGCAGCAGCAACUGUUAAUUCAGCAACAGCAGCAACAGCAGCAACAGACACAGCAAAAUCACAUGUCAUAGAUUGUUGAAAACACUAAUAGCUCAAGAAUUAAGCAAUCAGAGCCAUGUUUCAGUGAUUCUACCAUCAAGGAAAAGGAAAAUCCUAUAAUUGUACCUAUCAAGAAACUUUGAACAAGUGGAAUAAGAAUUAUUUGGCAAGGCAACUGCAUACCCAAUUUCUGGUUCUUAUACCUUCCUGCUUAUGUAAUCUUUACACAGAUGGAGCUUCCAAUUGAUACAGUGGAAAUUUUUGCUGUGUAAGGAUUUUUUUUAAUAUGCUGCAGUUGCAGUCUGAAGAGUUUAAACACCAUCAAAACCCAUGGCUUCUGAAAAAAAAAAGUCUUCAGAGAAUGGAUGGAGUAAAUCUCUAAUUUAAGGUAUUUCCAGAGAUUAACAAGCGAUUAGUCUGUACAUCAAACUGCAUCAGUUCAAGGUUUUUGCCACUAAAAACAAAUCCAAGCAGCUCAAUUGAUAAC
Messenger RNA from Tachyglossus aculeatus (Australian echidna), 1370 nucleotides. RefSeq names its product lin-7 homolog A, crumbs cell polarity complex component (gene LIN7A). Lineage: Eukaryota; Metazoa; Chordata; Mammalia; Monotremata; Tachyglossidae. Gene Ontology annotation, molecular function: L27 domain binding. Gene Ontology annotation, cellular component: MPP7-DLG1-LIN7 complex; cell-cell junction; synapse. The record is from RefSeq and is a predicted model, not a curated record. Gene Ontology annotation, biological process: neurotransmitter secretion; maintenance of epithelial cell apical/basal polarity; protein localization to basolateral plasma membrane. The transcript is spliced from 6 exons. Bases 226 to 915 code for a protein of 229 amino acids.